Messenger RNA from Platichthys flesus (European flounder), 2713 nucleotides. RefSeq names its product ventral anterior homeobox 2 (gene vax2). Gene Ontology annotation, biological process: central nervous system development; regulation of DNA-templated transcription; brain development. The record is from RefSeq and is a predicted model, not a curated record. Bases 823 to 1725 code for a protein of 300 amino acids. The transcript is spliced from 3 exons. Lineage: Eukaryota; Metazoa; Chordata; Actinopteri; Pleuronectiformes; Pleuronectidae. Gene Ontology annotation, molecular function: DNA-binding transcription factor activity, RNA polymerase II-specific; DNA binding.
UGAAGCAAAACACCAUCAAACAAAUCCACUGAGCUUCUAUUAGUGCCGGAGCCAAAGUGACCUUUUCCCCCUUUUCCCCCUGGUCCACUCCUGCAGGGUUCGAACCCAGACCUCCUCUCCUGUGCGCUCUCCCCCCACCCACACACACGACCCCCCUCUCUCUCUCUUUAUCCACCGACAACAAGCAGCCAAGACCCCGCAGGAGCAGGGGAUGAGACUGGGACUGAAGUAACAGGCUGCUGCUCUGGAGGAUCCAGGACUAACUUUCCUCUCCUGGCUCGUGCACGGUGAACUGUGACCGCAGCUGUGUGUGUCUGUGAGUGUGUGUGUGUGUGUGUGAGAGGGGGGUUUUGCGCACCGCCUCUCACUUAAUUUCUAAGCAGUGUGUGUGUGUGUGUGUGUGUGUGUGUGUGUGUGUGUGGGUGUGUUUGUGGCACCUCCCCGCUCCUCCAUAGAUCUGGUUGCCCCUUGUACCUUGCAGGCUGCACCAUGCAUUCCUCCUGGCUGCUGUAGUUAGAGCAGGACACCGAGGUUCCUCUCAGCCGACCGCCCUGCGCCUCGCUUCGGACCCCGCACCGCGCGUCAUGCCGCGACACCUGAAGCUCUCCCCGGCUCCUUCCCUGGACCGCGUGGCUCCUUUGUAACUGGAUCUACUUGUUUCCUUUUUGGGAGGAAGAGGGAGGGCAUGCGCUCCUCGUCUCCGGAGAACACUUGCAAAGAGGAGAAGAAAGUGUAGCGAGAGAGAUAGAGAGAGAGAGAUUGAGCAGCAGAGACAGGAGGAGCAGAGAGCGAGCAUCCGAAGAGACUGCAGCCGACUUGUAGAUGUUCGAUCAGGCCACGACGAUGGGCGAUGGGAGCCACCGCUGUGGACCCAACCCGCUGUGUGCGGACCGGAUGGACGCGAAGUGCCGCGCCGAGAUCGGGAGCCGGUCCCCGGUGCAGAGCUCCAACGACACCCCGGGGACCUCCGCGUCCACGCCGACCUCCUCCAGCGAAGACGGACACGACAAACUUUUGGGAGUGGACCCUGACUACUGUCGGAGGAUAUUAGUGAGGGACGCCAAAGGCACCAUCCGGGAGAUCGUCCUUCCCAAAGGCCUCGACCUGGACCGGCCCAAGCGCACUCGGACCUCCUUCACAGCCGAGCAGCUGUACCGGCUCGAGCUCGAGUUCCAGCGGUGCCAGUACGUCGUGGGCCGGGAGCGCACCGAGCUCGCCCGGCAGCUGAAUCUCUCCGAGACCCAGGUCAAAGUGUGGUUCCAAAACCGCCGGACCAAGCAGAAGAAGGACACCACCAAAGAUUCAGACAAACGCUCCUCCUCCACGUCCGAGUCCUUGGCCACCUGCAACAUCCUGCGCCUCCUGGAGCAGGGUCGCCUCCUGGCGGGCCCCGCCCCGCCUCACAACUCCCUGCUGGGGCCUCACAACGGCUCCCUGCUGAGCAGCCCGGGCGGAGGCUCCUCUCCUGGAAUCAGCAGCAGCACUCCACCCGGCUCCCUAUCAGGGGGGACUUUUGGGUUGUCGCUGCCGUCCCUGGGCGGCACCCCGCCCUCGCCGCGGCUGGGCCUCCCACCGCCGCACUCCCUGUGCUUCUCCAUGCCGCUGCUGGGGGGCGCUCAUCACGAACUGUCGUCCUCUUACGGCUGCGGCUCCUCAGCUUUUGAGCCGUACAUGCGGCUGGACAGGAAGGAGUCCGACCUGGGCGGAAAGAAGACGGUUUCUUAAGUAACGUGUCCGUCUCUGCGGACGCCAGGGGGCCGGGACUUGUCUCCGUGAGAGCUUUCCUCCUGGGCCCCUCCCCCUGCGGCCCGUUGGACACUGAAUGGCCGCAGACGGGGGAAAAGAAAUCCCCCUGGAUCACCAGAGAUGUGGAAAAAGAGGAAGAGACCAGGUUGCUUUUCCUCGCGGCACCAUUUUGUGUCCACAGCACUCGUUUGGCACACCGACACAAAAUGGUGAAAAGGACGCGAUGUGACGGAGACUCUCCCACAUGAAAAAAAAAAGAAGAAAAAAACUUGUGUGUGUGUUGCGUGACCGCUGACAGAUGUUUUUAUCACCGCUCUCUUCAAAGUGGUUUUAAAUGACUUCCAGUGGGUUUUAUUUUUGUGUCCAGUGAGUUUGUGAGUGUGGUUCGUUUCUCUCUUUACAGGCCUUCAUCUACUGUUCAGGAAAAAAAAAGAUGACUUGACACGGACAGCUCGGAUCGAAUCGGAAUCUGAACGAGAAGAGCGGCUUGUUCACGCUUCUCUUCAAGUGGCCAUGGUUGAUUUUGAGUUGAUGUGCUGAUCACAAAAUGGAAGAAACACUGAAAAAAAAAGGAAAUGACAAAAAAAAGAAGAAAAGAAUCGUAGCAUUUUAAUAUCAGUCUGUUUGGUGUCCAGCGGUAGUUUUUGUAAAUUCUUGAUUUGGUUGUGUUUGUUUAUGUGGUAGGAUCUGGACAAACGAUAAAGAAUCACAUAUCUAGAUCUGAUUUAAUAUAAAAGAACACGAGGAAGAGGAGGAGGAAGGAAGCUUCGGAGCGUUUCGUGUCCUCCAGUCAGUCGAGGUCGGAGACGUUCAACUUUUUCGUUCGAGUUGUGGUUCGGGGCCGGAGCUGCAAACGAUUGAUCCAUCGAUCGGUCCACAGAAGUAUUCCGUCAUGUUCUCCAGCAGAAAUAUACCAAACGUUCAAUCGUCUCAAAUGUUUUUUCUUCGCCGUCACAUUUUGAACUCG